UACGCCACCGCUCCACCUCUCCGCCGCCCCCGCACGCAGCCGCCGCCGCCGCCAUGGGUGCGUACAAGUACAUUUCGGAGCUAUGGAGGAGGAAGCAGUCGGACGUGAUGAGGUUCGUGCAGCGCGUGCGGUGCUGGGAGUACCGCCAGCAGCCGGCCAUCGUGCGCCUCACCCGCCCCACCCGCCCCGACAAGGCCCGCCGCCUCGGGUACAAGGCCAAGCAGGGGUAUGUGGUUUACCGUGUCCGUGUCAGGCGUGGUGGCAGGAAGAGGCCAGUGCCCAAGGGUAUUGUCUAUGGCAAGCCCAAGCACCAGGGUAUCACCCAGCUCAAGUUCCAGAGGAACAAGAGGUCAGUUGCUGAGGAGAGAGCUGGACGCAAGCUGGGUGGACUCAGGGUGCUCAACUCCUACUGGGUGAAUGAGGACUCCACCUACAAGUACUUCGAGAUCAUCCUUGUGGAUGUUGCUCACAGCGCUAUCCGCAACGACCCAAGGAUCAACUGGCUCUGCAAGCCUGUGCACAAGCACCGUGAGCUCCGUGGUCUCACCUCUGCUGGUAAGAAGUACCGUGGUCUGCGCGGCAAGGGCCACACUCACCACAAGGCCAGGCCAUCCCGCAGGGCUACCUGGAAGCGCAACCAGACCGUCUCUCUUCGUCGCUACCGUUAAGCUUAUGUGCUUUGAUGUUUCGUUGCUGCGGAAUCCGUCCCUUGCAGACUUCUAUAAUGUCUGUUUGCACUUUGAAAUUUUGGUACUUGUGAAAGCAGUGAACUUUGUAGAAGCAAUGUUGCCAACUAUUCUAUAUUUGCCUGUGAUGAAACAGAAGAUUGAGUUAUCCAAUGUUCUGUGAGUUAGUUUUUAUA
Messenger RNA from Oryza brachyantha (malo sina), 862 nucleotides. Its product is annotated as 60S ribosomal protein L15-like. The coding region runs from base 54 to 668 and encodes 204 amino acids. Gene Ontology annotation, biological process: cytoplasmic translation. Gene Ontology annotation, cellular component: cytosolic large ribosomal subunit; ribosome. The transcript is spliced from 4 exons. Gene Ontology annotation, molecular function: RNA binding; structural constituent of ribosome. The record is from RefSeq and is a predicted model, not a curated record. NCBI's taxonomy places the organism in Eukaryota, Viridiplantae, Streptophyta, Magnoliopsida, Poales, Poaceae.